AUGGGCGUCAGGGUCGCCAUUCGAGAACAGCUCGCCUUCCUCGUGGUGGUCGCUGUUCUCGUUGGUUUGAUGAUCCUCUCCGUCCCCGUCUGGAUCUACGUCAAUCGGUUCGUCACCCAGGUCGAAGGGCGCGAACUCGCCCUUACCGCUUCGCUCAAGGCUUCGCGCAUCUCUGCUGAGCUCGAACUCGUUCAGACCAGCAUCAUCACCAUCUCUUCCCGAAUCCUGAUUCAGAAUUCCAUUUUCACCUUCUACGACGGAAACGACACAGACGCGAAUUGGGUCCAAGCCAAAGGCGACCUGAACAGUGCACUGAGCGUCGGCGGUCUCACGGGUCUGUUACAAGGGAGAAUUUAUUCGCGAAAUAUCACUGGCAACGCCCAUGGCCUCCUCAACGUCACUGGAGAAAAGGUCCCCGAGAUUGUUUUGCCAUAUCUUGGCGCCAAUGGCUCCCAGAUUCUCCUCUCCGACACCGCCGAGGGCUAUCCGCCGGCCCUGUACCCGAACAUCACCUACGAAGACCUCGGCCGCCCCAAUCAGUAUCGGAACAACACUCGAGCUUAUGCAGCCAACGCGUUCCCCGGAGUUCGUAUUUCAACAAAUGGUGGCCUGCUCCUCGGCCCUCUAAUUCUCAAUGAGACAACAGCCCUCAUUUCCAUUACUGUGCCGAUUCGGUACAACCAACAGCAAGAAUUCAUCCUAGGCUAUAUGACGCUCGUCGCCACGGCAAAUUCUCUCAUUAGCAUCCGCAAUUCUCGUGAGGGUCUGGGGGAUACCGGUCUGGUGCUACUCGUCGGGCCUACUGAGCAGUCGAACAGGUUCAGCAGUAGCAAUCCGGUCAGCAACGCUACCUUCAAACCGGCCGACAAUGCUCUCAAUAACGUACCAGUGAACUUCGUCCUUCCGCCUAACCCUCUGCCUGGACAGGUUGACCGGCACAAUGAAAGAAGCUGGUCAGCCGGCAAAGACAACGACCCAUUUCCGAUGAAGGACUACCCGGCAGUUCUCGCUUCCUUUAGCAAGCAAAUCGCGGCGCCCAACAACUCGAGCUCCAUGCUUUCGACGACCAAUGAACAGGGUCUACCAGUAGCCGUGGGAUUUGCAAGAACCAAUACCGCACUCGUCAACUGGACUGUCGUCGUGGAGCAAGCCAAGUCAGAGGCCGACGCUCCUAUUGAGACAUUGCGGAAUAUCAUUCUGGGAUGUGUCUUUGGCACCGCAGGUCUCAUCAUAAUCCUCAUAUUCCCUUGUGCGCAUCUUAGCGUGAUGCCUAUAAGGAGACUAAAGUCGGCGACGGAGAAAUCGAUUCAGCCACCGGGGUACGAGGAUGGAAAUUAUUCCGAUUUUGACGACGACGAAACCCCUGGCUCGGGAGGAAUCUCAGCCCGAACACAGCGAUCGAAGAAGGACGGCAUUGUCGCCAGUAUUUACAAGUUGGUAGGGUACAAGCCCAAGGAGAAACCCGCUUCGGAGCACGACCGCGAUUCAACCCGACGCAUUUUCAAAAUCCCCGGCAAGGUUACCGACCGAAAACACUUCAUUACCGACGAGCUGACCGAGCUGACGGAAACCUUUAAUGAUAUGAGUGACGAGCUGGUCAAACAGUACCUUUCCCUGGACCAGAAAGUUUUGGAACGGACCCGUGAGCUCGAAAUUAGCAAGAAGGCCGCCGAAGCCGCCAACGAAAGCAAGACCCUCUUCAUUGCGAACAUUUCACACGAACUCAAGACACCGCUCAAUGGUAUCCUUGGCAUGUGCGCCGUGUGUAUGGAGGAAAGUGACAUUCUCAGGAUAAAGCAGUCUCUCAAGACACUAUACAAGUCAGGUGACUUGCUACUCCAUCUACUCGAGGACCUCCUUAGCUUCUCCAAGAACCAGAUUGGGCAACAGCUCAACUUGGAAGAGAAGGAGUUCCGCCUAGCCGACAUCAGAUCGCAAAUCUUGACCAUCUUUGACAAGCAAGUCAAAGAAGGCCGAAUCACCCUGACCGUCAACUUUCUCAGCUCUGAAGCGAUCGAAUGGAGCACCAGCCCGGAAAGGACCAGCACAGACAACAGACUGCCGGCUCUUGGGCCGCACGGCACUGGCAGAUUGAAAGACAUGUGCCUUUGGGGUGAUCAGCACCGCAUUCUCCAGGUCAUCAUCAAUUUAGUGAGCAACAGCGUCAAGUUCACGCCGGCGGGUGGGAGAGUUGAUGUCCGCAUCAAGUGCAUCGGUGAGGUAGAAACAACACCGGCGAAUGAUGGCAGCCGGUCUUCAUCGUUUUCCAAGGAUUCCAGACGACAUGGGAGAAGCCGGCACCGAUUGAAUAAUAGCUCGAACCCGUCUGUGAGCUCUAGGGGAGGCUCGACUUCUGAACCCGUCAAGGGCACUGCUCUAAGCAUCAACCCGAUGGAGCCCAAGUCGACACCUCACAUUCAGGUUCGGGAGCGUUCUCCCACGCCGCCGCCGCCCGGGGCGAAGGCCUUCGUAUUUGAAUUCGAAGUGGAAGACACUGGCCCUGGUAUCGCUGAGCACAUGCAACAGAAGGUGUUUGAACCUUUUGUUCAAGGCGACCUAGGUCUGAGCAAGAAAUUUGGCGGCACAGGUUUAGGACUAAGUAUCUGUCAUCAACUUGCAAGUCUUAUGGGUGGAUCUAUUUCGCUGAAGAGCACUGUCGGAGUUGGCACAACUUUCACUAUGCAAAUUCCGCUGAAAUAUGUCAAGGAUAGAGCGUCAAGCACCGCCUCCAGCAGCAUCAAAUCUCGGCCUCCAAGCGUUGACGCCAUUGAAGGCAUCGACAGUGUUCACAACAACGUGAAGCGCAACUCUGGCGGGGCUCCUAACAGCCCACCUAUCAAGCCGGCCGGAGAAACAACCGCGAAGAACCUUCUUGAUCAACAACCCAGACUGGUCGGCCUUAGCCAGCCUUUCUUCGCAUCGAACCCAACACCUAAAGCGAAACGAAACACAAAGCAGCAAAUGGCUGCAAUUGAUCGGGCAAUGGCUACGAAGGCGAACCAGGAAGGAAAGCUACGGGUGCUGGUUGCUGAUGACAACUCGACAAAUAUCGAAGUUGUAAGCAAGAUGCUGAAGCUUGAGGACGUCUACGAUGUUACCAUUGCCAAGGACGGCCAGGAAGCCUACGACCUAGUCAAGGCGAAUAUGGACAAGAACCAGGGAUUCGACGUCAUCUUCAUGGACAUUCAGAUGCCUAACCUUGACGGCCUUCAAUCAACAAAACUCAUCCGCAAGAUGGGCUACAAGGCCCCUAUUGUGGCAUUGACCGCUUUCUCAGAAGAGAGCAACGUCAGAGAGUGCAUGGAAAGUGGCAUGGACGAAUUUCUGAGCAAGCCUAUCAGACGACCUGCGCUGAAGCAGGUCCUCAAGAAGUUUGCGACAAUUCCAGAAGAGCCCGAAACAGCGAGCUUGACAAGGAAAACGACACCAGAGAAAUCCACUCCGGAGAAGCCAGCAGCUGCUCCAGAGAUGAGUGAAAAGGGGGAGGCGAUCCAUCCGGUUGGAAACGGAACUGCAACCGCGCCGUCAUCCGAACAACCCCUAUCAGAAAAGGGACCGUAA
Messenger RNA from Colletotrichum orchidophilum, 3561 nucleotides. RefSeq names its product hsp90-like protein. The record is from RefSeq and is a predicted model, not a curated record. The transcript is spliced from 3 exons. The coding region runs from base 1 to 3561 and encodes 1186 amino acids. NCBI's taxonomy places the organism in Eukaryota, Fungi, Ascomycota, Sordariomycetes, Glomerellales, Glomerellaceae. Gene Ontology annotation, biological process: phosphorelay signal transduction system; phosphorylation. Gene Ontology annotation, molecular function: phosphorelay sensor kinase activity.